CCCAGCGCCGAGGCAGAUUGCCCGCUCGCUGGUUUUCUACUAGAACCAAUAGUGUCAGGAGGGUCGAGAGAUGUCCUGUCCAAGGCUAUGGGUGACCAGGAGACCUUUGUCUCUCACUGCAUUCUCUCAUCUGAACAAGGACCAUACAGCCUUAUUCCUGGAUGUAUAACAGGAUCUUGGUAGUUCCACGUCUCAGGGUUGUGCCGUGGGGCACUCUUUCCCUAGUAUGUUCUCGUCCAGGGGCUCUUCAUCACCUUAACCAAAUCCUCACCUAGGUCUACCUUCGGCAGCAAUAGGCCUCUCAUUCAUUGUUGUACUUGUGGGCCACAUUCAAGACUUUUUCGGCUAUGUUAAAAAAUCUCCAAUAUAAAGUGUAAAUGAUUGCCCAUAGAUUGUAUAAAAAUCUUGGGGUGGGAGUGGGGGUUUGUUGUAGGGUGGUAGGGUUUUCAGGAGCAGGAAGCAUGUGGGCUGCACCUUGUGCUAAGAUUCCCAUAGUCCUCCUGGGCUAGGCUAGAGCCUAGGGGUCAAGAGGGGCCCCGACUCAGGAGAGAGUUUGGAAACAUUGGCUCUGGGAACAGAAGGUGGGAGCAGGGAGUUAGGUGGGGGGUUGGGCGGUGGUGCUUACCAGCAUCAUCGAUCCUAGUAGCCCCCGGGGUUAAGGACAUGCCCUGGUUGGUGGGGAGCACGAAAAGGUUUGCGUACAUGGUGGAGGAUCAGAAAGACUUGCCAAGACGGCGGGGCGGGGCCUCGUGCCCUCGUGCUUGCCCGUGCGGACCUCACCGCCAGGGGGCGCCCACGAGAGCGCGCGGCCGCGGCCUGAGCUUGGCCCCUGCGGGCCGCCGUCGCCGCCCCGGCAUUCCGCCGCCGGUUCGGCCGAGCGGCGUCGGCUCCCGCGGCUCUGGGCGGCGCCGCAGUCGGACCCAGGGCGCCCGCUGGCCCACGGAGGCGGCGACGACGACGAUGGCCCCCUGAGCAGGUCGGCGCCAGGUAGCGGCGGGCGGGCGGGAGCCGCGGCCCUGCCCGCGUCGGAGCCCAGGCUGGUCGCGCGUCUUUGUCUCUCCGGGCGGAAGUGGGACGCGCGGCGGGGACGCGGCGGCCGCACCAUGAGCGACAUCCGCCACUCGCUGCUGCGGCGCGACGCGCUUAGCGCCGCCAAGGAGGUGCUGUACCACCUGGACAUCUACUUCAGCAGCCAGCUGCAGAGCGCGCCGCUGCCCAUCGUGGACAAGGGCCCCGUGGAGCUGCUGGAAGAGUUCGUGUUCCAGGUGCCCAAGGAGCGCGGCGCGCAGCCCAAGAGACUGAAUUCGCUCCAGGAGCUCCAGCUUCUUGAAAUCAUGUGCAGUUAUUUCCAGGAGCAAAGCAAGGACUCUGUGCGGCAGAUCAUUUUCUCCUCCCUUUUCAGCCCCCAAGGGAACAAAGCCGACGACAGCCGGAUGAGCUUGUUGGGAAAGCUGGUCUCCAUGGCCGUGGCUGUGUGUCGGAUCCCGGUGUUGGAAUGUGCGGCCUCCUGGCUCCAGCGGACGCCUGUGGUCUACUGCGUGAGACUUGCUAGGGCCCUAGUGGAUGACUACUGCUAUUUGGUGCCAGGCUCGGUUCAGACGUUGAAGCAGAUCUUCAGUGCCAGUCCCCGUUUCUGCUGCCAGUUCAUAACGUCCGUGACUGCGCUCUAUGACCUGUCUUCAGAUGACCUCAUCCCACCUUUGGACUUGCUUGAAAUGAUUGUCAGCUGGAUUUUCGAGGACCCGAGGUUGAUUCUCAUCACGUUUUUAAAUACUCCCAUUGCUGCCAACCUGCCCAUAGGCUUCUUAGAGCUCACACCCCUCAUUGGGUUGAUCCGCUGGUGCGUGAAGGCCCCUCUGGCUUACAAAAGGAAGAAGCCUUGCCUCUCCAACGGCCACAUUGGUCACAAAGCCGCCAAGGACUCAGGCACAGGCACGGACAGAGACUCACACCUGCUGUACUCGAAGCUCCACCUGAGUGUCCUGCAGGUCCUUAUGACGCUCCAGCUGCACCUGACUGAGAAGAAUCUGUAUGGGCGCCUGGGACUCAUCCUGUUUGACCACAUGGUCCCACUUGUAGAGGAGAUCAACAGACUGGCAGAUGAACUGAACCCCCUCAAUGCCUCCCAGGAGAUCGAGCUCGCACUGGACCGCUUGGCCCAGGCAUUGCAGGUAGCCAUGGCAUCAGGAGCCCUGCUCUGCACGAGAGAUGACCUGAGAACCUUGUGCUCCCGGCUACCCCACAACAACCUGCUCCAGCUGGUGAUCUCAGGCCCAGUGCAGCAGUCGCCACACACCGCCCUUCCCCCUGGGUUCUACCCGCACAUCCACACACCCCCGCUUGCCUAUGGGGCUGUGCCAGCCCACCCAGCUGCCCACCCAGCCAUGCCUACGCACCCAGGGCACACCUUCAUCUCAGGCGUAACAUUUCCAUUCAGGCCCAUCCGCUAGGCUGGCCAUUCUGAGCCGCCAAGCGGCUGUGUGCCUUGCACCUGGGCCAAGGAAGCCUUCAGAGAGGGGUGCUGGCCCCAUGAACAAGGACCCCUGGAAGGCAGCAGGUGGUCCUUCCAGCGGGCAGAACCAUCUUGGUACUGAUGUCCCAAGUUGCUGUUGCCUGGGUGCUUCCUACCUGGUCAUGUUAACUAUCCAGAUUGGAUGGAUGAAAGGGAGCGCACUCAGCCCGCUGCAGGGAGCUCUGCGGGUGGUUUUAAAUAUGCCAGUCCCAGAGUGAUGGCGUCUCUCACGCGCAGACACUCUCAGCCCGCCACCAGGGAAUGCUGGCGGGUAAGCCGCCUCUCGGGUCCAUGUGCCCUGCCUCAGGAAUGUGACGUGUCUCUGCCACUAACCCAAGUUUUCGGCAGCUCCAUGAGCUCAGAGUGCGGAGGGAGAGACCCACGCUUGUAUGCAGCACUGGGCACUGCUCAGGGACACCUGUUGGGAUUCCCCGUCACCUUGGAAAGGAUCUUCUGUGUUUUAUUUGGAGGUAUCUCUAAAUUUUCCUUUCAUGUGUUGAAAAUAAAUUUUUUCUAAACAGUUU
Molecule: messenger RNA, 3036 nt
Organism: Peromyscus californicus insignis
Lineage: Eukaryota; Metazoa; Chordata; Mammalia; Rodentia; Cricetidae
Gene: Ints15
Product: integrator complex subunit 15
Exons: 6
Coding region: 1104-2450 (448 amino acids)
Source: RefSeq, a predicted model, not a curated record